Diaporthe amygdali is the source of this 1023-nucleotide messenger RNA. RefSeq lists its product as uncharacterized. The transcript has 2 exons. NCBI's taxonomy places the organism in Eukaryota, Fungi, Ascomycota, Sordariomycetes, Diaporthales, Diaporthaceae. Gene Ontology annotation, cellular component: mitochondrion. The record is from RefSeq and is a predicted model, not a curated record. The coding region runs from base 1 to 1023 and encodes 340 amino acids.
AUGUCGUCCUCCGUCAGAACAAUGCUCUUCAACCCCCGGCCCUUGCGGUCGCUGGUUGCGACAAGUCGAACCCAUCGCGCCUACGCAACCAUCCCCACCAAGAACCCAACCCCUUCGCCACCAAAGGAGGACUCGAAAGAGCAGGCCAUGCCCAUAGGACGCUUCUACGAGGCAAUCCUCAACACGCCCCAGCCCAUUCCCGAUGUCAAGCCCGAGGAGCCCGCCAGCUCUGUCAAGGCCGCCCAAGAGGAGGAGUCCACCAAGGAGCCAGCCAAGCGCGGUCGCAAGCCCAAGGCAAAGGCUGAGCCAGCUGCUACUGCCACUGCCGGCACCAGUCCCACAGCUUCGCCAGCAGCCAACCUCAAGGAGACAGCCAAGGAGGCCGCCGCCAAGAACUCCUCUCCGUCCUCUUCCUCCCCACCCCCUUCGAUAGGGACAUCGCCGCCCGUCCCCACGCCGCCGCCCACGCAAUCAAGCAGCGAGGACAAGGCCAAGGUAAUAUUCGGGUCGCGCCUCGCCGGGCCGGCCGAGCGAGCCGAGCAACUGGCACGGCUGCGCGCGAAAAGCACCCUCGUCGCGGGGGUCCUGGUGCCGCCGAAGCCAGAGGAGCCGGACAAUUGCUGCAUGAGCGGGUGUGUCAACUGCGUCUGGGACCGGUACCGCGAUGAGAUGGAGGACUGGGCGCUUGCGGAUGCGGAGGCGAAGACGAAACUAGCGGCAGAGAAGGCGGCAGAGGCAGAGGCUAAUGCUGGUGUUGAUGCGGGCGUGAGUGCGGAUUCGACGACGACGACGAGACCACCGGCAACUUCUGCGGUAGAUCACACUGCUGUUAGCAUGGAUGACGACGGGGGUGGAUCGGAUACCAACUGGGACGUUCCUCCCGCUUCACCUUCGCCCAAAAUUGCUAAGGACUUUUGGGACGAUGACUUGUACAAAAACGUGCCGGUCGGCAUCAGGGAGUUUAUGAAGCAAGAGAAGAGGCUAAAAGAGAAGCAUUCUCGCGAAGGCACCUCGGGGGGUUGA